Messenger RNA from Oryzias latipes (Japanese medaka), 1666 nucleotides. Lineage: Eukaryota; Metazoa; Chordata; Actinopteri; Beloniformes; Adrianichthyidae. The record is from RefSeq and is a predicted model, not a curated record.
GAGACAGAAGUCAUGUCCAAAGUGUGGACAGCUCUCACAAGUCAGCAGUCCUCCCCCAGCAAUGGAUGACUGAAGAGGAAGAUCUCUGCAUCCAGCAAAGGAACUUCAGCAUGGAACAGGAAGAACAACAACCUUCACAUUAUAAAGAGGAGCAGGAGGAACAAGAACUAUCACGGAUUAAAGAGGAGCCAGAUGCGCUCUUCAUCAGUCAGGAUGAAUAUCAGAUUGAUCUGAAGCGGGAGACUGAUACAUUGAUGGAGAUAUUUACUUAUGAGGAAGAUGAGAAAAGUAAAGCAGAUCUAAACAAUCAGCAGAGUUUUAAUGUAACUGAUAGUCAGGAUGAAGAAGGAAACCAACAUGAAGAAUCAACAUCAACUACAGAUGAAGACACAGACCCACAGAACAAAGAUCAGAGGAAGAGAAGAGACAGAAGUCAUGUCCAAAGUGUGGACAGCUCUCACAUGUCAGCAGGUCAGUGUGACUCUGAUGUUAGAAAAAAUCCAAAGAAGACAAAUCUGGGUAAGAAAUGUAAACAAUCUCCAAAAGAAGAGAGACUUUCUUCUAUCAAGUCUGGUAAAAACUCAAGAAUAAUUACCAUUCCGUCUGACUACACUGGAACUGGGUCUGAUGAAAGAUGUUAUAUCUGUAAAGAAUGUGGUAAAAGCUUUUGUAACAUAUCUCUGUUCAGAAUUCACUCGAGAAUCCAUGCACAAAAUAAGCGAUUUUCUUGUAAAGAAUGUGAAAAAAGUUUUAGUCACAGAUCUCAUCUCAACACACACAUGAGAACACACACUGGAGAGAGGCCUUUUUCUUGUAAAGAAUGUAAAAAAAGUUUUAAUCAAAUAUCUAAUCUCAACACACACAUGAUAAUUCACACAGGAGAGAGGCCUUUUUCUUGUAUAGAAUGUAAUAAAAGCUUUAGUCGUAUAUCUAGUCUUAAAAGACACAUGAUAACUCACACAGGAGAAAAGCCUUUUUCUUGUAAAGAAUGUAAAAAAAGUUUUAGGCAUGUAUGUAAUCUCAAAAAACACAUGAGAACUUGUAAGACUUUUUCUUGACAAUAUAAGGAUUAAGUGUAAACUCUAAAUUCUAUUUUUUUCUGAUAAGCGGCCGACCUCUUAACCUUUGUACCACAGCAGAAGACUUUAUUUUACAAGUGGAAAAAGUUCUGUAUCUCAGAAAAAUCAAAUAUUUUAAAAUACGUUUUUAAUGCUCAAGACUUAUGGGCUGAAACCCCAAUGUUCUAAUAAACUCUGUAGCAACCUGAGCUUUCAUUUCAUGUACACAGAGCCACAGGCUGAUGGCCUCCAUACAAUAUUGAUGAAGUUACUUCAUUAGAGGGAGGCAAAAGUGAGUAUUGAAUGCUUAAAAAUGAAAUUUUCCAAAAAAAUAAAUAAAAUCUCUGGCUGUUUAGAUAUAUGAUUCACUACAGGAGGUCCUUUGUCCCAACAGCAGUUAACUAUAGAAUGACACAGUUUCAGGACUGCUGAAACUGUUGCUGUAUUUACUUAUUUAUUCAUGAAGUGUGCUUUUACUUCCACUUUUAUUACUAUUUUAUUUUUUACUGACUAUUUUGUUUUUCUAACUGCUAUUUUUCUUGUUUGGCUGCUGUAACAACUGAAUUUCCCUCCGGGGAUCAAUAAAGUCUUGUCUUGUCUUAUCCCGA